ACGUAUGCUAGUAGAAUUUUUUUUUAAAUGUUGUCCUUCCCAAAGAACAAAACAAAAGAUAAUAAUUUGGCCUUUUUCUUUUACACGAAUUUGGGUCUUCGUGUAUUCCAUUACAAAUCCUAUUAAAUGACAAUGUUUUCGCUUAAAACAAAAAAAAUUAAUGGAUCCUAAAUAUAUUAAAUCCACUGUCAACAUCAUGCUGUGCACAUACAUACCUCAUCUUCAUAAGAACGGACUUUGAAAAAAUACUAAAACAACGAUAGGAACAUUAAAAUAAUCAUUAUCGUAAAGUCUUUGAAAAAUUAAACAUUCAAAAAUGUCGAGUGGUUACAAAAACCGGAGCGUCACCACGCCUUUUUGUGCUUAGAGUGGUUUGUACAUUCAGAGAGCAAAUACGAUGUCGUUUGACUAAAAUUUAAAAAAUCGAUUUAUAUACUUAUGGUUUUGUCGCGAAACCAAAAUCUGUGAAACAGCGAAAUAUGUGCCGUUUGUUUCCUUUCACUGCUGCUUCCUUUCUUCUUCAGUGAAUAAGAUAUGGAAAUGGAGCCAAUGGUGAUUGAGGUGAAAGAAAUAGAUAUGGAGUACGAGUUCGACGCAGCUCGGUGGUAUGAUUUCACUCGGAUGGAGUUACCGGCAGAGUCUGAGGCAGCCGAGCUCUGGUUUCACUCUGCUCCCUCCUACGCGCCUUCUCCUUUCGUCACAACAUUGUUACUUAUAGAGGAGGUUUCUCAUGACAAGACCGAGGAGGAUGAGAAAGUCACAGCAGAUGUUUGUGGCAUAGAUAGAGAAAUCUAUCAUCAGCAUCCACAUUUGAAUAAGAAUGGGCCUCCGGUUAGCAAUCACAAACACAAUGAUAAUAAACCAAAGCUCCGAGCUAAAUCAAGCAUCAGACCAUCUCCAAGGAGCUCAACGUUAAUGAGACCUACUGCUAGUCAGUUAGCUAAACAAAAUUAUGCCAGAAAAUUCCCUAUGCAAGUGGAUAAAAUUCAUGAGAAAGGCUUAUGUGGGACCAAAGUUCAAGCGGCUAAAAGACAGAAGCUUGACGGAGGUCUUCUUCGUAAGGUUGCUGGUACAAAGCAGGAGAUGAGUUUUGUUCACAAGAUACCCAAGAAGGAUACAACUCUUGAUAGAAACUCACAACAUACGAGGAUAAAACUUACUACUCCACAUGAGCAUGAUUUUGCUACAUCGCAGAGGGCACACAAGAUACGACACAAUAAUGAUCAGAAGUUAGAACAGGACUCAACAGCUGUAUAUAGAUUCAAAGCACGUCCAUUUAACCGAAAGAUAUUUGAUGCUCCAUCAUUGCCUGUCCGGAAAAAGAGCACUCCAAAACUAACUGAGUUCCAAGAAUUUCAUUUGAAGACUUCAGAAAGGGCUAUGCAACAUUCUUCAGCAGUAACAAAAAGGUCUAAUCAAUGGAAUCAUGCGUAUAAGGGGCCAGACAAGUCUAAUAUAACUGAUGUGUUUGACGGUGUUAGCAUGGAAAGUAGGAGACCAAGCGGAAUGGAUAUAUCUAAGCAUGAUCUCUCGGAGGGCAAACACGUUUUUAAAGCUCGUCCUCUGAGCAAGAAGUUUCCUGAUAAGGAUGAAACUGAUUCCGAGAUGGCAACACAGGAGUUUAAUUUCCAACCGGAAAAGAGAGUUCAAAAAGAUUUACCAACAGACCUUUUCAGCAAGCUCUCCAUCAAAUCCGAGCUCAAGCAAAACAAUGGAUCACGCCUAAGAUUUACUCAAGCAAAGGGCUUCAAGGAAAAUAGAGUGAACUCUUUCCAAGCAGGGAAUGAGGUAACACCAAUUGCAGCUCAAAAAACGCUAUCUUCAGCUGGACAACAGAUACAUUCUGGUCAUAGGGGAAUAAUUCUUGAAACAAAACAACGAUGGACCGCUAGUAGGAGCUUUGCAUACGCUGAUGGUAUAUAGAAAAAGCUUUUGUAGUAUCUGGAAUCAUCAUCACCAUCAACUCCUUUUGUACAUUCAGAUUUGGUUCUCUUCUCAAUCUGAUCCUGUGGUGUAACUCCUCCAUCGCAAAGCUAACAUGUUAAAAUCCAGAGAAGUAGAACUAGGAGGGAGGAAAGGCAAAAUCAAACCAGAUUCUUCACUUCUUACAUCUCUUUUUACAUUUAGUAUAAGAAAAAGAAAAAUAGAAAAAUGUAAAUCUGAAACACUCUCAACUUCUUAAUACACAUGUGGUUCAUAGAGCAUAUCUCGUUCUACUCAUUUCUUCUAACGCUUACUUUGUUACAAAUCA
Messenger RNA from Brassica napus (rape), 2251 nucleotides. RefSeq names its product protein TPX2-like. Gene Ontology annotation, cellular component: mitotic spindle; nuclear microtubule. The coding region runs from base 535 to 1923 and encodes 462 amino acids. The transcript is spliced from 16 exons. NCBI's taxonomy places the organism in Eukaryota, Viridiplantae, Streptophyta, Magnoliopsida, Brassicales, Brassicaceae. The record is from RefSeq and is a predicted model, not a curated record. Gene Ontology annotation, biological process: mitotic spindle assembly; activation of protein kinase activity; regulation of mitotic spindle organization. Gene Ontology annotation, molecular function: microtubule binding; protein kinase activator activity.